GGGGCCGGGAGCAGGCGCGGCACCGGCAGCCUCCCUGGGCCCGGACACCGCCCUCGUCCCCGCCUAGGCGGCCGCUCCCGCCGGCGUCGAGGGCGUGGCGGCGAGACUGUUGCAGCCGGUCGCUCCUGGCUCUGCCCUCUGCCCAGCCCGCCGCCCACCAGGCUCCCGGAGGCCCCGCAGCUCGCCGCGCCCGGCUCCCCGCAGCCCCGUCGAGCCGCCCGGGCCCGUCCGUCGCCCUCCCCGCUCCGGUCUUGCGGCGCCGGGGCGUGCAGUGGGUGCCUGAUAGACAUCCUAGGAUUAUUCAGACGGAAAAGACUGGCUUUUGCAAAACAAUGCUGAGGGACACUAUGAAAUCCUGGAAUGAUAGCCAGUCAGAUCUGUGUAGCACUGACCAAGAAGAGGAAGAAGAGAUGAUUUUUGGUGAAAAUGAAGAUGAUUUGGAUGAGAUGAUGGAUUUAAGUGAUCUGCCUACCUCACUUUUUGCUUGCAGCGUCCAUGAAGCAGUGUUUGAGGCACAAGAGCAGAAGGAAAGAUUUGAAGCACUCUUCACCAUCUAUGAUGACCAAGUUACUUUUCAGCUGUUUAAAAGCUUUAGAAGAGUGAGAAUAAAUUUCAGCAAACCUGAAGCAGCAGCAAGGGCGCGAAUAGAACUCCACGAAACAGACUUCAAUGGGAAGAAGCUAAAGCUGUAUUUUGCACAGGUGCAGACAUCUGGCGAAGUGCGGGACAAGUCGUAUCUCCUGCCGCCCCAGCCGGUCAAGCAGUUCCUCAUCUCGCCUCCAGCCUCUCCCCCGGUGGGGUGGAAGCAGAGUGAAGACGCAAUGCCUGUUAUAAAUUAUGAUUUACUCUGUGCUGUUUCCAAACUGGGACCAGGAGAGAAGUACGAACUUCACGCGGGAACUGAGUCGACACCCAGCGUGGUGGUUCAUGUCUGUGAAAGUGAAACUGAAGAGGAAGAAGAAACCAAAAACCCCAAACAGAAAAUUACCCAGACGAGGCGCCCCGACCCUCCAACCGCAGCACUGAAUGAGCCCCACACCUUCGAUUGUGCACUGUGAGGCCCUUGCUUGUGGUGCGAGGUGGCUGCCUUGGUGGGCUCCGGCCAUGGUGAUCUCUGCCCCGAGGCCGAUGUGUUGCUGUGAACAGCGUCGGUGAGACUUCACAGAGUGAGGUUUAGGUCUUCUCACCACGCCUGGUGUAGGGUAGCGGCUGAUUUGACCCAUCCCAGAUUGUAAGUGGUAUUCCAAAUGGCACUUUACAUUAAAGGAAAAGCCCCUAAGAUGUGGCCACCCUGAACCAUUUUUAAAUAGUGACAAAUUAGGAAAACAGCUUCCUACCCCUCCAGCCGGGUAAUUCCUCCUGCUUCUGUAUCCCAUGAGGCACCACAAACUGGAACUCUAGUCACGCCCAGUACAGUACCAUUUUUAUGAAUUUAAAAAUAGUCUUACAAUUUUAAUCAUCGUUUGUGGGUAUUUUUGUACUGGUAUAAAUAGCUUCUAAUUAAUAAAUCGAUCAAAGGUUGUUAUUCUGUAUACAUGAAAUUUUUUGCAGGAAAAGAAACCUGAAAUACAGAAUAAUUUGUAGAAAUCAUGGUUCUCAAGUAUUUGUUUCAUUAGCUUUGGGUAAGAAAUGCCAAAUCCACUUUCAGGAUCAGUCUUACGACACAGAUCCACCCACGUGUUGCCCUUACCUGGAGUUUGGGACAAAGCAAUGGACAGGCCCCCGUUCCUGAUGCGGCGCCCACCAGACAUGGCUGCCGGGGAAGGAUGGCCACUUUGGAAGUGGGACGUAUCACCAGUGAGCCUCAAUGAUUAGGAUUGCAGGUGGCUACUGCAUUGUGCUGUUCAUGACCAUGUUCUAGCCUGUAGACCACCCAGCUACCUUCAUUCACCAGUUUUAUCCUUCACCUUUGCCAAUGUCUAUCAUGUUAACCACUAGUUCUCGAGUUUUUUGCUAUGAUGUGUAUACUUAUAUAUGUCAUUCAUAGACUUUCAACUAGAAAAGGUAAUGAUAAGGUUUUCUGAAGACUGUUUGUAAAUUGUCCACUUAACCAUUUUUCAGCUUGCCAUGAAAAAUAUUCACACCUACUAUUUUUCUAUUAAUUAGGCAAUGAGAGGGAGAUCAUUCAGUUUUACUUUUCUUUUUGUUGAAACUUUUUACUCUGGAUUGCAGUUGGCGCUUUUCCUAAAACCGAAUUGUUUCUCACUUUUGUGUCAGAAUGUGUAUUUGAAGCUCCCUAAGAAGCAGCAGGAUCUUUUUAACUUUUUCCAGUGUGUUUCAACUUUGAAGUCUCUUUUGUAGAAAAGUCUUGUAACUGAGAAGGCUUUGCCUUGGGCUGGGUGGGUCUGCUAGCCUCUCCUCACUGUGCUGUUUCCUUUGUGUGCCACACGUGGGAAGCUCCCUGGCAUGUGAAGGAGCUGCAAACGUGAGAACUAGUGAACCAAGGUAGCUGCCACCACGAAGGAGCAGAACGCAGGCAUUCAAUGAUGAUGUCCUCACCGUGUGGUAACAUGUCAUUGCGGUUCAGUUCUCACUAUGGUAAAAUUUAUUUCUGAGCACUUACACUGUGUUGCAUACACCCAAAUUUUUGUUUCUGUAUUUUCCUUGCCCUCAAAUACUCUGAGGUGAUAAACCUUUCCAUUUGUACCAAACUACCAUUGCUAAGCCUCCGUGUAAAUUCAGUUGAAAUUUGCAAUUCUAUCAUCAGCAAUUAAUGUAUUAAAUGCAGAUCAUCAUUUGUCAUUUUAAUAAAUGUACUUUGCAGUUCUG
Messenger RNA from Cebus imitator (Panamanian white-faced capuchin), 2769 nucleotides. It is a transcript of the gene RCAN3, whose product is annotated as RCAN family member 3. NCBI's taxonomy places the organism in Eukaryota, Metazoa, Chordata, Mammalia, Primates, Cebidae. Gene Ontology annotation, biological process: calcium-mediated signaling. The record is from RefSeq and is a predicted model, not a curated record. Gene Ontology annotation, cellular component: nucleus; cytoplasm. Gene Ontology annotation, molecular function: nucleic acid binding; calcium-dependent protein serine/threonine phosphatase regulator activity. The transcript has 5 exons. The coding region runs from base 333 to 1058 and encodes 241 amino acids.